AUGGAGCAUCUAACGGAGGACAACUGGAAGGAGAUUGCGGGGAAGAAGAUGAAAUUCCCACCCAGUCUGAUUGGAGCCAUCUAUGAUGGGAACUUGGCCAAACUCUACAAGUUACUGCAGACGAGUGACGGGCUCCUGAGGCAGCUCGAUGACUCGGAAGACCGAUCCUGGAGAGAGGCUCUCAAUCUGGCCAUCCGCAUGGGCAACGAGGAAAUUAUCGUCAACCUCCUGCGACUGGUCAAGUUCGACUUCCGGCAAAUCCAUGAGGCCCUGCUGGUGGCUGUGGACAUGAACCUCAUCAACGUGGUCAAACUCCUGCUGGAGCGGCUGGACCAGCAGAAAGGAGUCAGUCACAACAAGGUGGACAUCAUGUCCUUCUCCCUGGCCAUGUUCGACCACUCCAUCGACAGCUCACGGUUUGCGCCAGGGGUCACACCGUUGACCCUGGCUUGCCAGAAGAACCUUUUUGAGAUUGUGGAUCUGUUGAUGAAGAAGGGCCACAUCAUUCCUAACCCCCACAAGAUCUCCUGCUCCUGCCCAGAGUGUCUCAACGCCCGGCAGUAUGAUAUGCUCAAGUUCUCGCUGUCUCGCAUUAACACCUACAAGGGGCUGGCCAGCAGACCAUACCUGUCCAUUGCCAGUGAAGACGCCAUGUUGAGUGCCUUCAAGCUGAGCAGGGAACUCAAGCAGCUAUCUAAGAAGGAGCCUGAGUUUAAGCCGGAAUACCUGAGCCUGGAGGAACUCUGUGAGGACAUGGCUGUGGAAUUGCUCGGAAUGUGCCGGAAUCAGAGUGAAGUGAAUGCUGUGCUCAAUGACUGUGGGGAGGAGACCGUAGAAGAUGGAGAUAACCAGGCCUUCGAAGAAGGGAUUCCCAACCUGGGCAGGCUGCGCCUCGCUGUCAACUAUAACCAGAAGAGAUUUGUGGCACACCCGAUUUGUCAGCAGGUGCUCACCUCGAUCUGGUGUGGGAAGCUGACCUGGUGGAGAGGCAGCAAGACCAUCUCAUUAGUGUUUGUCUCAUUUGGAAUGUUCCUCACCAUGCCCCUGCUAUGUAUGUUCUACUGGAUUGCCCCAAAAUCUAAGCUCGGACAGAUUGUGCGUACUCCUGUUAUCAAGUUCCUCCUUCACUCAUCGUCCUACAUCUGGUUCCUGGUCCUGCUCCUGGUGGAGUCAAUCAUCGCUCAGCAAUUCCGGGAUGUGUCGUCGUCCAGGAACCAGCCAAUCUACGUGAACUCCCUCCACAUGGUUUGGGUGGUGGGGUUUUUUUGGUACGAGUGUAAGGAGGUGUGGAUUGAGGGCUUACGCAGCUACCUGCUGGACUGGUGGAACUUCCUGGAUAUCGUUAUUCUCAGCAUGUACCUGGCAUCGUUUGCCCUCCGCAUUGUCGUUUACCUCAGCGGGCAGCUCUACUGUUUGGCGGAUAGUGCAUCUUACUACUGUUUCUACUUUACAGACGCUGACCGCCAUGAAUGGAGACAGGAGGACCCCCAGAUGAUCGCUGAGGUACUGUUUGCAAUCACCAGUAUGCUGAGCUUAGCCAGACUGACAUCCAUCCUACCAGCUCACGAGACCCUGGGAACACUCCAGAUUUCCAUCGGCAGAAUGAUUGACGACAUGAUGAGGUUUAUGUUUUUACUGAUGAUCAUCCUGACUGCCUUCCUCUGUGGAAUCAAUAACAUCUACGUCCAUUACAUCGAUCUGGAACGACUUGGAAAUUUUAAUGGGACACUGCAGUUCCUCUUCUGGACCAUGUUCGGGAUGGAGGAGCCGUCUUCAGUUGAUCUUACGGAGUUUGUGGUGGCGGAGUUUGUUGGACGGAUUCUGUAUGGGAUUUUCACCAUCAUCAUGGUCAUAGUGCUGCUCAACAUGUUAGUCGCUAUGAUCACAAACUCCUUUCAGAAGAUCGAGGACGAUGCGGAUGUCGAGUGGAAGUUUGCCAGAUCCAAGCUGUACCUCUGUUAUUUCCGGGAAGGUCUCACUCUUCCCGUUCCAUUCAACAUCAUCCCAACUCCCAAAUCCUUCUUCUACAUGAUCAGGUGGUUUUUCCGGAAACUGUGCUGCGUCAGCUCAAAGAAAAAUGAUUACCCUCCGCUACCGACAUCGAUUGCUAACUCAGCGGUGAGUGGUGACGGCUGUCAGUCUGGGAGUCGAGCCUCCUAUCGGUUACAGGUGAUUCAGACCCUGGUCCAUCGAUACAUCGAAACAUCGCGACAGGAAUUUGCAGAGAAACAGCGGAAGGACCUGGGGAACCGGAUCACUGAUUUGGGGAAGUUUGUGGGCCGCUUGCAGUCCGAGAUUAAACGUCUGCGAUACAGCAUGGGGGCGGCCGGAACGACCGCCACCAAAUCCGGUGAUGCCUCGGCCGUGCUGGGCAAAUACAUCCUGGGCGCCCGGAACCGAUUCCAGGAAACCGACCAGGAUGACGAAUCCCGCUCCCCGAGGGCAUCCUUUAAAGUGACAGUCCACCAGGACUCAGAGGAUGGAGCCAACAGCAAACCAGCCAAAGUGGAGGAUGAAGCUGACCAAUGCCCUCCUUACCCCAGUGAGGCAGCGGGAGAUGGCUCUGCCACAGAGACCACAGGCAACAGCGAAGGAGAUUCUGAGGCGGCAGCUCAGGAGAAAGAGUGAGACAUCCUCACUUUUUACAAAAAGACUUGGGAUCAGGAAGUCCAUGCUCCUGCUGGAGUGGUCAGACUUUUCGCAUGCAGCCUGCCCCAGCGCAGUCUCACUGUCCCACCGCUCAACUCAUCGCUAUUCUCUCUGUAACAAACAAAGCAAACUGUCUCCAAUGCUCGCUCGCUUGCUCACUCACUCGGUUUUUUUAUUAACAGAGUACUGUGGAUACCGGAUAUGUUUAUAUUGGAAAUCUAAAACAAAAACAGAUCAUUCUGAAGAAACUCAGUAGGUCUGGCAGAAUCCAGAGAGAGACGGCAAGCUGAGUUCACAUCUCACAUUGGCCCAGGAAUAAUUACUGAUGUAAUCAUUUCAGAACAACAUACCUGGGAUAAGAGGGAUUCAAGAUCAGUGAAAGUUGGUGAAAGGCCGGGCGUGUUAGUGAACAGAAGAGUUAUUCUUAAUCAUUACACCUUCAUCAUUCCAUCCCUCGAACAACACCUCACCCCUCCCCCACCCCACCGUCAUUUGUCCUUUUGUCAUUAAUCCAAACCUAUUCCAUGUCCAACUUUCUGAAGGACAUUCAUUGACUCGAAAUGUUAACUCUGUGUCUCUCUUCACCAUCACUGCCAGACCUGCUGAGUUUCUCCAGCCUGCUUCCUGGUGUAGUCUCUAUUUUUUACAGUUAGUUUACUUUCACUAUUGACUCAUUAGAAAGGAUUGAUGUCAGGUUGUAAUAUGUUUGAAUAUCUUUGUUCUUGUGACUGAGGCCUGGCCAUUUCAAUUUGGGACAAAUAUUAGAAAAAUGUGGUUACAAAACCGAAAUCUGAGGGUGGAGUUCCAUUGAUGUCACUGUCGACAGCUACCAGGGUCAGAUGGACACAGAAGGUGGAUGAAGGAGCCGCUGAGGAGUCACUGAGAAAGGACAUUGUGAUUGGGCUAGUACAGGAAACGGACGGUAUAGGUUACACCACUCUUCACAAUUUGUGACCCAGAUUGCUAAGAUCAAAGCAUUCCUCUCCAGGGUGGAUUCAAAACGAUAGGAGUUGUGUCAAAUUUAAACCCACUUGCUAUUGUAUUGAUGUGGCCUCUAUAUUAUCCCUGGGGUCGGGGAGUCCAGAGCUAGAGGGGUAUAGGUUUAGGGUGAGAGGGGAAAGAUAUAAAAGAGACCUAAGGGGCAACAUUUCCACGCAGAGGGUGGUACGUGUAUGGAAUGAGCUACCAGAGGAUGUGGUGGAAGCUGGUACAAUUGCAAUAUAAGAGGCAUUUGGAUGGGUAUAUGAAUAGGAAGGGUUUGGAGGGAUAUGGGCCGGGUGCUGGCAGGUGGGACUAGAUUGGGUUGGGAUAUCUGGUCGGCAUGGACGGGUUGGAUAUUGGAAAUCUGAAACAAAAACAGAUCAUUCUGAAGAAACUCAGUAGGUCUGGCAGAAUCCAGGGAGAGACGGCAAGCUGAGUUCACAUCUCACAUUGACUCAGGAAUAAUUACUGAUGUAAUCAUUUCAGAACAACAUACCUGGGAGAAGAGGGAUUCAAGAUCAGUGAAAGUUGGUGAAAGGCCGGCGUGUUAGUGAACAGAAGAGUUAUUCUUAAUCAUGACACCUUCAUCAUUCCAUCCCUCGAACAACACCUCACCCCUCCCCCCACCCCAACGUCAUUUGUCCUUUUGUCUUUGAUCCAGGGUCUGUUUCUGUCCUGUACAUCUCUAUGACUCUGUGACUCUAUCGAGAGGUAAGAGAUGUUUUGUGAUCAGUCUUCAGUGAUGAUUUUAUACAGCUCCUAGCACAACAUGAGGUUUUCCCAAUCAACAAACCGCCUGUCCUCUUUCCCCUGGAAGUGAGGAGUCUAAGGGCCACCCAAUAGAUCUUUAAAACGAUGAAAGGGUUUGAUCAGGUCAAUGUGGAGAAAUGUUUCUGCUUGUGAGAGACCAGUACCAGGGCUCCUCAAUGUAAGACUAUCACAAAGAAAUCCAAUCAAAAUUUAGGAGCAAAUUCCCCACCCAGAGAGUGGACCGAAUGUGGGGUUAUUCCCAUAGGGAAGCUCUCGGAAUGAUUUACAGGAAAGUUGUACAGACACAUGAUGGAGAAAGGAUUUGGAGAUGGGGGGGGAGGAGGAGGAGGCUGGUGUGGAGCAGAAUCACCAGCAGAGAGGAGAUGGGUUGAAUGGCCUGUUUCUGUCCAGUUGACUUAAUGUGCAGGGUGUUGGGUUAAACAAUGAGAAAGAUACCAGCCCUUGAUUUCUGGGACCUGUUAUUCCAGUCGGGGCCAGGAGGAGGCAAUGGGUAUCUCAUCUGUAGUUCAUCAAAAUGGGUUUGAGACAUUGUCAACUCGGGUCCAAAUCCUCUCUCAUCUGGAAUUAAAUUUACAAAUGCUCAGUAAACAAGGUAGUGUAGAGGGAGCUCUAAUCUACAUCAAACUCUGCACCAUCCCUGUCCUGGGAGUGUUUGAUGGGGGACAGUGUAAAGGGAACUUUACUCUGUCUGUAACCCUGUGCUGUCCCUGCCCUGGGAGUGUUUGAUGGGGAGACGGUGUAGAGGGAGCUUUACUCUGUAUCUAACCCUGUGCUGUCCCUGUCCCUGGGAGUGUUUGAUGAGGACAGUGUAGAGGAAGCUUUACUCUGUAAAUAACCCCGUGCUGUCCCUGUCCCUGGGAGUGUUUGAUGGGGAGACAGUGUAGAGUGAGCUUUACUCUGUCUGUAACCCCAUGCUGUCCCUGGGAGUGUUUGAUGAGGACAGUGUAGAGGGAGCUUUACUUUGUAUCUAACCCCGUGCUGUCCCUGGGAGUAUUUGAUGGGGGACAGUGUAGAGUGAGCUUUACUCUGUCUGUAACCCCGUGCUGUCCCUGUCCUGGGAGUGUUUGAUGAGGACAGUGUAGAGGGAGCUUUACUCUGUCUGUAACCCCAUGCUGUCCCUGUCCCUGGGAGUGUUUGAUGAGGAUAGUGUAGAGUGAGCUUUACUCUGUACCUAACCCCGUGCUGUCCCAAUCCUGGGAGUGUUUGAUGGGGAGACAGUGUAGAGUGAGCUUUACUCUGUAACCCCGUGCUGUCCCUGUCCCUGGGAGUGUUUGAUGAGGACAGUGUAGAGGAAGCUUUACUCUGACUGGGAUCUCCGAGUGCAGUGCUCACGGAGGGUGGGUCAGCGUUGGGAGCCUCAGUCACUCGGAGUGAGCAGGGCCACUGAACAACAUAAACCCAGAGAAGCCGAGAUACCAGGAGGAGGGGCGUUUGCAGUAUUAAACCGUGAACACAGCAACAACUAAUGCCUGAACUGAGAUGGGUAGAAGCCGAUUGUAACCAUGCUGCAAUAAAAGAGCCAGCCUCUCUGUAA
Messenger RNA from Hemiscyllium ocellatum (epaulette shark), 5935 nucleotides. It is a transcript of the gene trpc2b, whose product is annotated as transient receptor potential cation channel subfamily C member 2b. Gene Ontology annotation, molecular function: store-operated calcium channel activity; inositol 1,4,5 trisphosphate binding. The record is from RefSeq and is a predicted model, not a curated record. Gene Ontology annotation, cellular component: cation channel complex; membrane. NCBI's taxonomy places the organism in Eukaryota, Metazoa, Chordata, Chondrichthyes, Orectolobiformes, Hemiscylliidae. The coding region runs from base 1 to 2628 and encodes 875 amino acids. The transcript has 13 exons. Gene Ontology annotation, biological process: manganese ion transport; regulation of cytosolic calcium ion concentration; calcium ion transmembrane transport.